Messenger RNA from Emiliania huxleyi CCMP1516, 801 nucleotides. RefSeq lists its product as hypothetical. Lineage: Eukaryota; Haptophyta; Isochrysidales; Noelaerhabdaceae. The coding region runs from base 58 to 495 and encodes 145 amino acids. The record is from RefSeq and is a predicted model, not a curated record. The transcript has 4 exons.
UGGGCGUCUGCGCGCGAGGCGGCGCCUGUCUGCUUUGACGCGGCCGGCCUCGACUGGAUGAAGGGCUGGAUGGCGCGCAAGAAGCCGCUCAUGAAGCGCGACGCGUUUGUCUGGAUGCUGCAAGGCGACUUGGGCUUCGACAACACGGACCCGUUUGUCACCUCAAAGGAGGAGGCGGGCCCGGAUCAGUGGAUCGAGUCGGGGCCGCACCUGAUGAUGUUCCCAAAGGACCCAGCGGCCUUGAGCGACGCCUUCACCUCCGACUUCUCGCUCGGCGAGCCCUACACCAUGUUUCCGGGCACAGACUUCGCGCACUUGAUGAUCCCCGCCUCGGGCUACUACGGCGAGGAGACGACGCUCUCGCCGGAGGAGCUGCUCGACCUGCUCAUGUCGCCGCCCUACAUCUACAUCCUCGCCGCCCUCGUGCUGCUCCUUGCCUCGGGCCCGCUAGCGGGCGGGCGCGACGGCAGCAAGGCUGGAACGCAGCUCGCGUGAGACAUGGCCGCUGCCGAGUCCGCGGUAGCUCAGGGGUCCACUCUUGAGCAGCGCAGCUCGCGCAUCGCAGGGCUCGACAGCUUCACUUACGGCAGCGCGUCGUCGCGCGAGGUCGCCUGGGGAGCAGCCUUUCGAGUUCGCGCGGAUUUCGUGAACUCCGAACUCGAACGAACGCAGCCGGCGGGGCCCAGCCCGAACCUCGAAAGUGAACGGACCGCCACGGCUGUGGAAGGCGCGAACUGCGAAAACGGACGAACGUUAGUGAACUCCCCUCGAACUUAGGAAAAAGAAAAUCAUCGAACUUCG